Mycena indigotica is the source of this 300-nucleotide messenger RNA. RefSeq lists its product as uncharacterized. Gene Ontology annotation, molecular function: microtubule binding. Gene Ontology annotation, biological process: cytoplasmic microtubule organization. The transcript has 5 exons. NCBI's taxonomy places the organism in Eukaryota, Fungi, Basidiomycota, Agaricomycetes, Agaricales, Mycenaceae. The record is from RefSeq and is a predicted model, not a curated record. The coding region runs from base 1 to 300 and encodes 99 amino acids.
AUGGUCUGUACCAAGUGCGAGAAGAAACUCUCUAAGCUUGCUGCACCCGAUCCAUUCCAGUCAUCGAGUGCGAGCAUCAAAGAGGGCUCCCGCAAAGUUGGCGAGAACAAGCUUUUAUCAAGACCUGGGAGCUCGAAGAAUCGUUUCCAGCCUUAUCAAGGGAAAUGUAAAGAUUGCAAGCAGUCUGUUACACAGAACAAGGCAAAAUACUGUCAUGGUUGCGCUUAUAAGAAGGGUAUUUGUAGCAUAUGUGGCAAACAGGUCCUCGAUACGACCGGCUAUGUCAUGUCAAGCAAGUGA